Diachasma alloeum is the source of this 1437-nucleotide messenger RNA. It is a transcript of the gene Pex11ab, whose product is annotated as peroxisomal membrane protein 11B. The record is from RefSeq and is a predicted model, not a curated record. The transcript has 3 exons. Lineage: Eukaryota; Metazoa; Arthropoda; Insecta; Hymenoptera; Braconidae. Gene Ontology annotation, cellular component: peroxisomal membrane. Bases 639 to 1337 code for a protein of 232 amino acids. Gene Ontology annotation, biological process: regulation of peroxisome size; peroxisome fission.
CCAAUCGUACCUUGAAGCCGUAUUUUGGUACUUGUUUCCGGGCCACUGUCUCACGCUCCGAUUCGUUCAUUAUCGGUUAUUUUUUUGUUUUUGGAUUAAUUGAAACCACACUGGGCAUGGACUGGGAAUUAUGAGGGUGCACUGUGGCGCAUAAAAUUACGCGUUGACACUUGACACUCGAUUGCUCCAAACUGUAUGCGAUGGGGAAUAUAAUCGCUCAUACGAUCAGCUGGCGGUGUGUACUGACCGUCCAUUCACUCUCCGACUGUACACAAUGCAUUUGUCACUCGGCGUUGUUAUUCUCAACAACGCAGACGCGAUGGCGCUACUGGAGUAGAUUUUUCAACGAGAUCGCCAAGUUGGACGUUCAACGCCGACGAUAUUAUUGUUUGAAUAGUUGUAAAUUGGAGUCCUUAAGGAACGAGACCGGUUGGUCGAGACACCCUGGGGUGGAUUCAUCAAUCUCCCAUAUCUUCACAUGCUCAAGUGUCUCGAGGUCACCUGCUCACGUGGGGGUUCACAUGAUCGAGGUGUAAAACAAAAAUACACUUUUUCCGUCUGACAUAAAGGAGACUGUCCAGGAAUCAAAGGUCGGGAGGCAAAGUUCAUAUGCAGCUGCAUUGCUCCGGGAAAACGUGAUGAACAUGGAUCUAUUGAUUAAAGUUAAUAGUCAGACUACUGGCAGGGAUAAAAUUGCCAGGUUUUUCCAGUAUGGGAGUCGAGCUGGGUGGUAUCUCCUGCAGAAUGGUGAAACUACCAGGAAUUCAGUGGAUGUGUUGAAGAGCCUGGAGUACACAUUCAGUUCGUUCAGAAAAUUGUUACGUUUUGGGAGAUGUCUGGACAGUCUUUACUCCGCCCUCUCAACGGUCAAAGAUCCAGACUUAGUUAUAAGGUUUACAGUCACAUUCUCGAGAAUAACCAAUGGAUUGUUUCUGUUGGCUGAUCAUAUGAUAUGGAUCGGUCGGGCAGGAUUAUUUCGGAUUAACCUAGAAAAGUGGACAACAAUUGCCAACAAGUAUUGGCUAUUUACUGUUGUAAUGAAUUUAGUCAGGGAUCUGUACGAAAUUAUUCAAAUGAUUGAACAGAACAGCCUGGGCCACAGCACCAAAAUAAAUUUAUCCGCCGAAAAAUUCUUGUCCAGAACUUCGAGUUGUUUCAAGAGUCAUAAGGGGAUAAUUUUGGAUACACUCAAAAAUGGAUGUGAUUUCUUCAUUCCGAUGACAGCGUUGGGGUACACUAAACUCAGUCCAGGCACUAUUGGCCUGUUGGGAUUGAUUUCAUCGGUUGUUGGUCUGUACUGUUUAGUUGACCCACUAGCUAAGCUGACCCCUGCGUGAUUGAUCAGGAUAAUUGAGUAUAAGUCGUUGAAUCGUGAAUUUGAUACUGUUCAUUUUAUUGUUUAUAUAAAAAUAAAAAAACUGUUCGACAAUUGAACUU